This is a messenger RNA of Sarcophilus harrisii (Tasmanian devil), 1692 nucleotides long. RefSeq names its product ring finger protein 225 (gene RNF225). Gene Ontology annotation, biological process: protein ubiquitination. Gene Ontology annotation, molecular function: ubiquitin protein ligase activity. The record is from RefSeq and is a predicted model, not a curated record. The transcript has 2 exons. Bases 131 to 1177 code for a protein of 348 amino acids. NCBI's taxonomy places the organism in Eukaryota, Metazoa, Chordata, Mammalia, Dasyuromorphia, Dasyuridae.
CACACCCUAGUCGGGAGGUGGCCCAACCGGUCCGGCCGGGAGCACGGGGGCGGGCCGACCCGGUCUGGCCUGCGAAGCCAAGCCGGGGUUAUGAGUGGACCCCACCCCGCCCCGCCCCGCCCCCUUGAAGAUGAUCCUGGAGAGACCGGAAUGCCAGGCUGGGGAUGGGGCCGGGCCGGGGCGGCCCGGGCAGGAGGGGAGUCGGGCGGCCAGCUCGGUGCGGGCCAGAGUGCCCGCUGCUUCCCCCCGGGACAGGUUUCCGAUGCCGUGUCCUCUGUCCUGCCUCCGCUGGCCCCGGGGCCCAUCCCGUUCCUGGUCCAUCCCCAGCUCUCCGGCUGCCAGUUCCAACACACGCUCCCCCCGGGGGGAGGGAGAGGAAGAGGAUGAGGACGGGGGUCCUGGGCCGGGCCUCGCAGAGGCGGAGUCCCCCAUCCUGCCGCCGCCCUCCCCCUUGGACUGCCUCAUCUGCGUGUCCCCCUUCGACGGGGUUUUCAAGCUGCCCAAGCGCCUGGCCUGCGGCCACGUCUUCUGCCUCGAGUGCCUGGCGCGGCUGUCGCUGGCCACGGUGGGCAGCGGGGAGGCCGUGGCGUGCCCCAUGUGCCGGGCGCCCACCCGCCUGCCCCCCCGCCGCGGGCCCCCCGCCCUGCCCACGGAGCCCCGGCUCCUGCCCCGCGACGCCCAGAGCCCCGGGCUGGGCCCGGACUCGGUCCGCUUCGACCGCCGCCGCGGCCUCCUUUACCUGCGGCCGCCCUCCUCGGGCCCGAGCUCGGCCAAGGCCCGCGAGGGCCCGCCGCUGCCCCCGCCUCUGCGGCUGGGCCGGCCGCAGACCCGGCCCCUGGGCUGGGACCGCUCCACGUGGGCCUUCCACGCGGCCGUCACGCUGGCCGUGCUGGUGACGGCGGGGCUGGUGGUGUCCGGGGUGUACAUCUUCUUCCUCAUCCCCCACGCCGCCUCGCACGCCGUCAUCCUCCCGCACCUGCCGCCCACGCCCACCAACUCCUCCUGGUUCCUGGCGCCGGUGACGGCCCCGCCCCCGCCCCCGCCCCCGGAGCGGACCCAGCCGGGAGAAGGCCCCGGGGACUCGCCCGGACCUCCGCCUGGAGGGUCUCAAGCAGGCGCUGCGCCCGCCGGGUCCCGCGAAGGACAGACUGCUGAUGGUGGCCCCCUGGGGGGCUGAGAGCCGAUCCGGCUCAUAGGUGGGGAAACUGAGGCAGCCCGAGGAGAUGGGCAGGGUUGGCUGGCACGGUCACCGUGGGCCCCACGUCUGGGCUUCCACCCCUGGAAUGAUCUGUACAAUUCCCCCAUUUUCUAGAGAAGUAAGCUGAGGCCCCAAAAAGGCCUCAGGUCCUGCAAGUAGUGGCCCCGAGUCAGGGGAGAACUAGUCUCCUCUCUGGGCGGGGAUCGCUGAGCCGGCCCCCCGGCCAUCCUCCGGGCUGCCUUCCCAAGCCCGGCCGCACAGCGGCGCGGGGACCCCUAAAUACGCGCGUCAGCUCCCUGAGGUCACGAGGGGGGGGCACGGCCAGGAAGCUCCCCGGCCCCCCAAGCCCCGCUUCCCUUCGCACAAGCCAGGGAGCUCUGCCAGGCUCGGGAGGAUCGGCUAGGCGUUUGUAAUAAAGGCCUGUGGACUGACUAACUGACGGAUUCCCGGCGGCGUCACUGCGGCUUCCCGGUUCUUCCUGCCCGUCCCUGGGA